This is a messenger RNA of Bipolaris victoriae FI3, 2394 nucleotides long. RefSeq lists its product as hypothetical. Lineage: Eukaryota; Fungi; Ascomycota; Dothideomycetes; Pleosporales; Pleosporaceae. The coding region runs from base 1 to 2394 and encodes 797 amino acids. The transcript has 3 exons. The record is from RefSeq and is a predicted model, not a curated record.
AUGGCGAACGAAGAACAGAGAAGAGCUUUCGAGUCGUAUAUGGGCCGCGCGAAUAGCGACAACGGGCAAGUUCAGAAUCCAAGCCAGCCUCUUCCUCAGUAUCCUGGAUCAGUUGCUCAGCCGGGCAAUCCGUAUCUUUAUCAAGUGAGUUGUUGUCAUGGACUUCCUGGUCUGCAAUUCCCUGGGCUCGGAGUGCCCCCUGCAGCGCCGACGCCGCCACCGGCAGCCUCGUCUUCUGUCGCUUCGUUUCCAGGGUACCAAGGCGGAUAUUCUCAACAAAACUAUGGGCUAGCGUUAUACGGUCCAAACGGUAUUCCGCGACGUCCGCCGCCACUAGGUGAUCCUCAAGCACAGCAACAGCAAGGGCAGCAACAUACGCCAACUGGAAGCGUAUUCCAAGGACACGUUCAAAGGUCUGAAAGCUAUAGCAUACAGCCUCCGCCCCCAUUGAGCCAUAGCGGGUGGCCAUACAACCAUCCAGAUAGCGGAAUGGCCAGUCGUCACGAUGGUCCAAUCGUAGGUGCCGUCAUCCCAGCAUCUCGCAGCCACACUCAAGAGAUGGUACGAUCAAGUUCGAGACACAGGAGGGAAGAGUAUCAUUAUCAUAGUCGUGACUCGGCUCAGGUGGCUCAAGCGCCGCUAGUAGAAGAAGUGGUCGUGCCAGUUAUGCUCUGUCAUACCUGCAGUCACUGUGGUCAGAUGCGCUCUGCAGGCUUCCAUCGAAAUAACCCAGUAGUCCCCGGCAGGCCUUUGGUUUCUACGCCGUGCCGCAGAUGCAAGAAGAAACUCGACAACUUCUAUCGGUCGAGCAGUCGUUAUACUCGCAUUCGCAAGUGCACAGCCGACGAGCCCUGCGAUUGGCCUAGCGAGCCAUUCCGAGUCGACGCUGGACAAGAUGAGUCUAGAGGUAGACGAAGAAGUAGAGAGGAGGUUUGUAUGAACAGAUACUCUCCAAGUCGACCCCGGGUGUUAAGACGCGAAUCCAGCGUAGCACAUCUGGGUUUAGGAGCAUUCCAGCAGGCAUCAAGAAACGAACGAGUAGCUCGGAGAUCCUCAUCUAGUCCUGGCCAUUCUACCAGGUACACUGGCGGGGUGUGGCCCCCACCUGACAUUGUACGCAUGGAGCGAAAGCGGGUUGAUGAUGCGUUCUCUAUACCAUUUGGGCCACCUUUAGGCUAUGCAGCGAAGUCAGACGAAGUAUGGCCUCCUCCAGACAUUGUUCGGACCCAUUUGUAUAGGGACGUGGAGAGGAAAUCACUACGUCGGCAGAGUUCUAGGAUUAUCGAACUCAGUCCUUCUCCUUCUCCUCCGCCCUCUCGGCAAAGAUCAACCAGAGUCGUCUAUCGUAGCGAUUCGCAAGAACACCGACGUAGAAGUACAAGCAUAUCACCUUCUCGCGUCAGAUCUCGCGGAGAAAGGCGAAGUGAAGAAGCAGAAUCUCGUCUCACAACACACACCCUGCCAUUUCGAACAGUCAUUUCAGACCGCCAACGUACCUCUUUCCGCGCGUCGGACGAGACUUGUAGCAAUGCUGAUUCGGUACCCCGUCAACCUCCAGAAUCACCAACUUAUAGCAUCUUGAAACCUGGCAACCCUGACCAUCACGACACGACAUCCCAACGACGAGCCAGCAUGCGCGCAAGCGAGCAAAGCGUGCACGUCGAGGUUGAAGGACCCCCUCGUGUCCGAUUCAGCGGCGAGCGAAGAGAGAAACUGUCAGACCUGGAACCGACCCGAAGAUCAAGAUACAAAGAUGAACAUGAAUCCAGCAAAGAGAAGUCCGAGUAUUACCGUGACCAUUCUCGUGAUCGCGUACAGUACAAACCCCGACCUCGACCACGCCCAAACCAAGACUUUGAAAAAGUCCAAACGAGGUAUUGCUCUCCAGUACGUGAUAGAGACUAUGAAGAAGAAAUCCGAGUGGACAAGCAACGUCGUAUCUCGCCUUCCCCAUCUCCUCCCCCAAGAAGAAGCAGAGAGUACGAGGAGAUCCGCGUACGACACGUUUCUCCUCUACCCACUCGCCGCUCAUCUCAUCAGCACUCCGAUCGUGCCACCUCACCCCCACUACCGCCUAUAUACCGCCAUGUCUCGCGCACCGCGGCAUUAGAUGGCAAACGCUCGGUCACAUCUCCCCCACCUCCUCCGCCUGCGGACUCUAGAGACGAAGACCACACGGAUUGCAGUAGUGCGGGUGAGGGCGAUGUAACGCUGGUGACGAGGUUGUGGAAGGGCAUCGAUGAAAAUGGGAGGCCGGCGACGUUUGUGGAGGAGAGGAGGGAGGUCAAGAUGCUUGCGGAGGGGAGUGAGCGGGGUGGUGUUGCGAGUGGGUAUCGGGAUUUGGGGUAUGGGAAGCGGGUUGGUGGUGCUGGGAAGGUGUGGAGGGAUGUUUGA